Pyrgilauda ruficollis (rufous-necked snowfinch) is the source of this 6948-nucleotide messenger RNA. It is a transcript of the gene CEP57L1, whose product is annotated as centrosomal protein 57 like 1. Gene Ontology annotation, molecular function: gamma-tubulin binding; microtubule binding; identical protein binding. The record is from RefSeq and is a predicted model, not a curated record. Bases 5255 to 6652 code for a protein of 465 amino acids. The transcript has 12 exons. Gene Ontology annotation, cellular component: centrosome. Lineage: Eukaryota; Metazoa; Chordata; Aves; Passeriformes; Passeridae.
AAGAAGGGAUGGGGACGAGGGCGGGGAAAUCCCCGGAAUAUUCACAUUGAGCAACAGUUCCGCGGUGUUCUUAUCCAAAUUAAUCCCAGGGGAUUUUUAAAAAUCCCAGUCGUGCAGGGGCUGAUGAAGCUGGAGAAGGUUCGGGGGGAAUCUUACUCGCCCAUAAAUCCCGACAUUUAUAUGUGCCUGGAGGGAAGGUGCGGCGAGGAUGGAGCCGGGGUGCUCUCGGUGGUGCCCGAUGACAGUGUCAGGGGCGAGGGACUCAAAGUGAAGCACAGGAGGGUCCCUCGGAACAUCGGGAACAUCAGGAAGCACAUUUGUUACUGUGAGGGUGGCCAAGCGCUGCCACAGGUUGCCCAGGGAGGUUGUGGACUUUCUAUCCCCGUGCUGUGAUUGAGUGUAAUCUGUCACUAAAGAAGCUGGUAUUGCUGCUUUCCUUGCUUUUCCUGCUGGGAAAAAAAAAAAAAAAAAAAAAAAAAAAAGGGCUGUUUAUGAUAAAUUUUAAUUUUCAGCCAAGUCAGUUCCUUGAUCCACUUCACCUCUUGGCAGAGAAGAGGAGAAGAAAACAAGGGCAGAACUGUUUGCAGCUGUCACAUUGAAACAAUCAUGAAACUAAAAUUUUGAGUACACAGAAAGGCAAAAGAAUACUUGGGAGUAAAUUAGAAACAGGACAUUGAGCCUGCAUAGGGUCUUGCAUAAUUAUUUUUUGCUCCUCACGUACACAUUUCCCGCUCUAAAAUUCAGAUGUCAAAACUGAAGGUAAAUGCAGAACGAGCUACUCUUAUGCCCCAGAAAACACAGAAACCACUUCUGAGUCCAGGAACAGAGCCUGGGCUGGCUCACCAACACCAUCCAUCGUCAGCUCUCUUCUUUGUAAAGAAUCUGAUUUCUUCAUCCGCCAUCCCUUUGUUUUCUGGAACAGUUUCUUCCAACUUGCAUUUACCUGUACCUUAGAAGGAAGACCAGUCUGUUUUUUCCCAUAAAAUCCUUUCUGCAAGGAGGCUGCAUUGCCAUUGUUCAGGAGGGUGGACAGGCCUGGACUGCUUCACGCAGCUGCUUCCUCCAGGCCUUUGGCACCCUGGUGAACAAUGUAUCUGCUGAAAUCAGCACUACCUGUAAUAAAAGUGAGUCCUGACUUCUCUGAGCACUCCAGGCCUCCACCCACCAUAACUGAUGGGUUCAAAGCAAAUAGUUCUGCCCGUGCCUUUUAUGUUGUUGGCGGGGUUUUUUUGUUUGUUUCUUCUGUUUUUUACAUUAGCUGCCACUUCAGCUUCCCAUCCCAUUCUGUUGUCACUCAUUAUUUUCCUGUGAAUGGGCAUGUCACAUCUGUUUGCUUUAUUUCUAUCUAGAUCUUGAUCUCCUGAAGUCGGCUAGAUCUUAUUUUUCCCAUCAUGAGUUGUUGGGUGUCUCUGACAAUGACAACACACAUCCAAGAUCAGAAGAGUGAACCAGAAUCAGAGCUGGAGAUUUCGUGUUUUAGACUUUGGUACAGCUAUAUUCACACACUGAAUGCCAAGAUUGAUUGAAAGUCACAGCACUGCCUUUUAUCUUUUAGAAGCUGUUUUUUCCACUGGCUCCAAAUGAACUCUGGCUACAGGAAACAGAUUGUGAAACUGGCUCCAAGGCCUAAACUUCAGAUUUCAGCCCUUUGUUUUAUAGAUUUUAAUGUAGUACUUAGGGAAUAGCGAUGAGGAUGGCUUUAUUUUUUUUCCAAACCAAAUCUCUGCAGUUUUCUGAUACCAGGUCAGGCUUCUUUAUGCACUGCAAGACAUUGUGGAAAUCAAGGUCAAAGGCUACCAGUGGAAUUAAUCAGAGCCCAAAGUUAGGGGAAUGUGUUUGUUUGAUUUGCGUGUUCACAGCCCGAAGUUAAUAUGCUUGUUUUUGAUCCCUAAAGAAUGGAUAAGAGAGAGGCAGAAUUAUGAAGGAAACAAUCUGGCAACUCAUCCAGAAUUACAGCAGUUGAGUUUUCAAAAUGAUAAGCUGAAGAAAAACAAAUUUGUGGCUGUUUUAAACCUCAGUAUUUCCUUCCUUCAUGAUUUAUCAACUUCCUUUUUUUUUUAACCAGAUAAGGACUUCUAUAGCCAUAUGCAGAUGACAUCCUACAGCAGAAUUAUUUUUGAAAAUACAAUAUCUAGUAAUUGUAUUAAUGUUCUUUCUAAGAUAAAAGAUCUAAAAUAUAUUUACUUUUAAAAGUUCAUUUCAGUUUAUGUAUGUUACAAAAGAGCACUUUACUCAAUAAUGCAUGUAGUCAAAUACUGGAGCACUAAUAAGAACACAGUAAAACUUGUGCAGUCUAGAAGGAACUGCUUUUUAAAUUAAAUUCCUUCAACUGUUUUCCUUUACACCUGGUUUUCUUAAGGCUUACUUCAUUCCAAUUGCUAAAUACCUAGGAUGGGAUGACUCUUCAAAAAGUUCACCCUCCCUUUUUAGAUCUGUUUUGGCAUGUUGCCACAAUAAAUGGCACUCCAGAUUAAAAUGCAUUUUUCUUCACAGCUACCCUCUGAGAAAACAAACUUCUGUGACUGCUGUUUUGCAAAGAGACACCAAAAAGCCAGAGGCUGCUCCUCUACUGCCUUUGAACCCAGGGUCAAGUUUGGUGUCAAGUCCAAACCAUUCUGUUUGGGAGGAGAUGUGGCCUUUUUUUGCUUCUGAGCAUGUGUUUGCACAUCUAAUGUGUUCUGCUCUAUUAUGUGUUGCAGGCGUACAUUUGCACCAAACCCUGCCACCCUCCCUCCUUAGAGGUCACAAAUACAGCAGGGAUGGGGAAAUUAGACACCAGCUUCUUCUUAGGAGACCAAAUCUUCCAUGCAUAAAGUCUGUGAAAUAGUUUAUGCUGGGGAGAGGGUUGCUUUGAGAAGAGCUGGGCUAUGAACUAGAGCUAGAGCUACUUAAAGUCCACAGCCACUUAAAGUCCUGCUGGAUGUUGCCAAUUCUCUGACUACAUGCCACUUAACUGUAUAAAUGUAACCUGAAACACUGAGAACCAGGAAAACAGUAUGGGCAAACUAAAAGUGCAGUUCUGAAAAUCUCCUCUGAGCAGCCACCUGAACUCUUGUUAAUCUCUUUCUGGAGAGAAGUGUUCAGAAUUGCCCCAAACUGGGCACGUGGAAACCUGUCUCCUCUUUGUUCCCAUUUGUGGUUUAGGAAGUAGGUGGAGCAGCUCUAAGAGAAGUCCUGCUGAGUGGAACCUCUCCAAGCCCAACAAGUCAGGGUCUUCUGUUGCAGGCACAGAUGGCUUCAAUGCCUGGCAGCAUUUGGUAGAGUGCUCACCUUCAGUACUGUAACCCAGGGAUUGAAGAAUUGCCUUUUAGCUCGAAGGCAUUUACAUCAAUACCUCCUAACUACCAGGAGAGUGUCCCAGGUGCUCAGGAGGAUUGCAAAACAAAAGGGAACUAUUUAUCACCUCACUUGGUGAAUUUGUGCCCUACUGGAAAGGAUGGCAAAUGUGUGACACUAGUGUGAGCUAGAAGGAAGGAGACAUAGGGAUCUGUAGGCACUUAUUCCUGGUUUCUGAUAACUUUCCCCAGACCAGUGUUACUGCAGAAAUGCAUAAAUUAACCCCAGGACCCUGUUUUGAUGAUUGAACUAGAUGAGAGAGACACCUCCGUGUUGUGCUCUUUGGUCUCAGCUGCCUUGUCCUUGUUCGAGCCACACAUGCUUUUUGGAGCAGGGUCAUAACUUCAAACGAAAAGGUGGUGACUCCCUGUUUCCUUCCUGCUCUUCCUCCUCCCAGUCUAGCAUGGUGGUCAGGGAUGAGGCAUGAAUGCUCCCCAGGAACUCCCACUUCCUGGCCAAUGCUCUGACCACUGGGUAGCAGCACAGAGAAGGUGGAUACUGUUUCCUCCAGCUGCACUUUAAAAGAAAAGGAACGUUGCUUACUGGGAAUUUCAUAUCUGCUGACAGCCCAAAAGGCCCUAUAAGCACCUUUGGCAGGCUGUUAACACCGACCUUGGUGUUUUCCAGCAAUAACACAAAGAAAAAUGCUGUGACCAGCAGCCACAUGAACUGAAGUCACAGACCAGAAAAGCUACAGGGACUCUUUAUUCAUUGUUUUAAAGAACAGAUUUUGGCACUCACUGCCAGAAGAGGACUCCAAAUUCUGAGUCCAAAGAAGAUAAAGGUGCCAAGCACCAGGGUGGGACUUCACCCACGUCUAUGUUCAUAGAGUUUCCUCACCCUGAAACAAAGCUCUUGUUAGCUCCUCACUGAGUGUGCUGCUUGUUUUGGAUCUAUACCUGCAUUUCUUUCAUGCAGGGAACUAAGCCUGUCAUUAGCACACUCAGCCCCAAGGCUGAAAGGCUCAUGUAUCCUGAAACAUCCUUAUUAGUCCCAACCCUCUGAUUUAUUAAGGUCACACAGAAUGACAAGAAUUGGAGUCAAGAACCUAGAGACCCACUAAAUUUCCUUCAUAUAUGCAUAACUAUUUGCAUUCAAAACUGAAUAUAAUUAAUAGGGAAGAAAUGCCUAUUAAAAACUUUAUAAUCAAUUGAAGUUAGUUUUCUGCCUGCAACAUUGCACAGGAUUUUGUAGCAUCUUACUCAGAUUUGCUUUUUCUGUAUCUCCAAAGCCAUGCAAGUUUAAAUAUACAGAUUAUAUGAAACAAGUAAUGCCUUUGACAGUUUUAAGUUUCCCCUGGCAACUCAGGGUAGAAGUAGUGAUAAAACCAUUUCUACAUUUUUGAAUACUGAUUAUACCAUAUGAAAUACAAACUAUUUGGCAUUAAUACCUAGAAUAGUGUGCCUGUUCAGGAUGUGCAAUGUGAAUGUUAGAAUUGCUGUGAUUAUUCUGGGUCAUGUAAACAGGUCAUAUUUUUAAAAACCAUUCUUCAACAAAAUAGGUCUCCAAAAUAAGAUCGAAGAGUUACUCGAGGAAUUGCUUUCAUUUUUUCUGCAUAUUACAAGGCAACUAUUUCAGACAAAAUAUGAUUUUGGGAAUAACUUCUUGCUUGUAGAGAAACUAAUUUUUUCUUUUCCUUGCUAACUUUUUUUUUUUUUUUUUCCUCAUUCUGUUUCUUAGGCUGCCUGAUGUACAAAUGCAGAAUGGUGUUUUUGUUCCUUGCCAGGUGCCUAGCUAUCGGCAGCACAGGAAUACAUGAAAAAAAUGGUAUAUAGCCAAAGCUGGUAAUUUCUUCCUGCCUUCCAAUCUAUCAAGAUACACCAAACUAAAGAAACUACAUACGGAAGAUUGUGUGAUGGCAUCAGCAGAAAAUAACAGAAGACAGAAAAAGUAGCCUUUUCCAUUCUUCAUGUAGAGUAUGAGGAGAACACCUUCAAUUUCCACAUCAGCUAUGGAUUCUGAAUCAAAGAACAGUUUCAUAGGAAGCUUUCUUCAGCCACCAGAUUGGAGGCUUCCUGCAGCCUUUGUUUAUAUAGAAUCAAAGAAGUUGGCAGCUGCUGCUGGUGACAAGCCUUCUCUCCCAAAUAACCAAGCUGUAAUGGCAGCCCUGAGAUCUCUGCAAGAAAAGAUCCGGCGCCUAGAGCUUGAGAAGUCACAGGCUGAAGAUAAACUGUGCAGCCUCUCCAGAGCAGCUGCUCAGUACAAGAAGGUCUUAGAGCACAAAUCCUAUGAGAAGGACGCAGCACAUCGAGAGCUGAUGCAACAGAGGAAAGAUUCAAAUGCAGUACAAUCCCGCUGCUCCCUGCUGGAGAAACAGCUGGAUUACAUGAGAAAGAUGGUUUCCAGUGCAGAACUGGAAAAGAGAAUGAUUUUAGAACAACAGGCUCAGCUUCAAAAAGAGGAAGAUCAGAACCGGUUGGAACUGCAUGCAAAACUUGAAAAGCUUGAAAUGCUAGAAAAAGAAUGUCUUAAACUUACUGCUACUCAGAGAAUUGCUGAAGACAAGAUCAAAUACUUAGAAGAAAAGCUGUGUAAAGAAGAGCAUCAGCAUAAGUUAAUACAAGAUAAAAUUGCUCAGCUUCAAACAGGAUUUGAUAUGAACAGAAUUUUGGUGUCUUCGGUAACAUCUCAACAUGAACCUGAAAAGGAAAAUGGGAAGAACAAAAAACCUAGGAAGAGAAAUCCUACAAUGAAGAAAAUGCAGCUUUCACAAUUACAUGUAAAGGCUGGUGAACUACCUUUUGUGGCUGGGAAGUCUGUCAGCUCCAGCCAUUCUGUCAGUGCAAAUGUACAAAGUGUGUUGCACAUUAUGAAGCAUCGCAAUCCGUGUAUCUCAUCGCGAGGACAAGGAGGACACAGUGCACUUUCAAAAUCUGUUUCCACAUCACCCACUGCCACCAGGAGCUUUUCAGACCUUCUGUUGGCCUUUCAAGAUGAGCUGGGCCAAAUGAGCUCGGAGCUUCAAGAACUUCUGAAGCAGAUACAGGAGACUCAGGACUCCCAAGCUCGUGAAGACCUGGAACAGGAGCUGGAUUGCCUUGUAAAACAAAUGGAGAUGAAAGGAAAACAAAUAUCCAAGCUGAAAAAGCAUCAGGCUACUGUGCAAAAAUUAAAGAGAAAAACUCAGAAAUUGAAGCAAGGGGCAACUUACGUCAAAUUAAAGUGCGGUGAACAAAAGGAAGCAAAUGAGAUUGCAGUCACUGUAAAGGAAAAUAUGUCGAAACCUUGUCCUGGGCAGAAGAGCAGAAGUUCUCUUCAGCUGCUAAAAGCUGUGAGGCAACUUCAGCUAUCUCUGAAAAAAGAUGAUGUCAUCUGAGAAGAAUAGUUCUGAAGUUUGUUAUGUUAGAAGUUUUUGAAGUUGUCUGACAUCUAGUAAAUUUUCAGUUGUACAAAAUACCUUUUAAAAAUAAACUGGAUACAGUAGACAUGUACAUUCUAAACUGCCUACUCUCCCGUAGGUCAGUUUGUUCACCUUAGAAUUAACUUUCAUGUAGUGCAGCUAUAACUCAACUACAUUUCCUUGUAAUAAAGUGUUUUAAUGGACUAAUGAAAUGUUAUUAUUUGUUAACUUGUCAAAUAAAAUUUUAUACUUUUUUACACUUAAAAUAGUAU